Molecule: messenger RNA, 1200 nt
Organism: Oryza brachyantha (malo sina)
Lineage: Eukaryota; Viridiplantae; Streptophyta; Magnoliopsida; Poales; Poaceae
Product: MADS-box transcription factor 29
Exons: 8
Coding region: 88-873 (261 amino acids)
Biological process (GO): positive regulation of transcription by RNA polymerase II
Cellular component (GO): nucleus
Molecular function (GO): DNA-binding transcription factor activity, RNA polymerase II-specific; RNA polymerase II cis-regulatory region sequence-specific DNA binding; protein dimerization activity
Source: RefSeq, a predicted model, not a curated record
CACUCACUUCACAAGCUAGCUAGAACUGUUUCGUCCUGCAGGAGAAGAGAGGAAGAAGGAGAGACAGGCAGAGAAAAAAAGUUGGCCAUGGGGCGUGGCAAGAUCGAGAUCAAGAGGAUCGAGAACGCGACGAACAGGCAGGUGACGUUCUCGAAGCGCCGGGGAGGGCUGCUCAAGAAGGCCAACGAGCUCGCCGUGCUUUGCGACGCCCGCGUCGGCGUCGUCAUCUUCUCCAGCACCGGCAAGAUGUUCGAGUACUGCAGCCCUACCUGCAGCUUGAGGGAGCUCAUUGAGCACUAUCAGACCGUCACCAACACUCAUUUUGAGGAGAUCAACCACGAUCAGCAAAUAUUUGUGGAGAUGACGAGAAUGAGGAACGAGAUGGAGAAGCUGGACGGCGGCAUCAGGAGGUUCACCGGCAACGACCUCUCCAACCUCACCCUCGCCGACAUCAACGACCUUGAGCAGCAGCUCGAGUUCUCCGUCACCAAAAUCCGCACCAGAAAGCAUCAGCUCUUGAACCAGCAGGUGGACAACCUGCGUCGCAAGGAGCACAUCCUGGAAGACCAGAACAGCUUCCUGUGCCGUAUGAUCAACGAGAACCAUCAGGCGGCGGCGAUGGGCGGCGGCGACGUGAAGAUGGUGGCCGAGAUGGCGCCGGUGCUGUCGAUGCUGACGGCGCCGGCGUCGUACUACGGCGGCGAGGAGUCGUCGAGCACGGCGCUGCAGCUGACCCCGCCGCUGCAGCACGCCGUCGACGCCGCCGCGGCGGCCGCCGGGUUCCGGCUGCAGCCGACGCAGCCCAACCUGCAGGACCCCGGCUGCAGCAGCAGCAGCUUCCAUGCCGCCGCCGGCCACGGCCUGCAGCUGUGAGAGAUGAUUAUUUGUGAUGGCAUUGUUGAUUCUUGGAGGAGUAACUUGGAAACCAUGCAUGACAUAUGAUGCAUCAUCAGCUGAUGAUGGCGAGUUGGGUUGCUGUGCUGUUGUUCAUCACUUUGGAUAUAUUUGAGUUCUCUAUAUAUAUAUGUAUCUAAUUAAAACAUCGGAAUAAUCAAACUUUUCUAGUUAAUUAAUUAGUACAGCUGCUAGUACUUUGAUAUAUAUGUUGGUGUGUGUACUACGUACUGGAUGUACUGGAGUCCAAUAAUAUUAUUAUUAUAGUCCAUGGAGGCAUGCAUUUGCAUGGUUAAUUAGUAGAGA